CGUCGUGACGUCAGAAUAAACACAUUUUGAAUCCAGCGCCAUGAAUAAAGACAGUCCGUUUGCUAUUCCACCGCCCCGUAAAGGGGACCCAGAGAUACCGGAUGAGUGGCGGUUGUAUCUGCUUGAUACCCGUAUUCGGACUUUUAGCAACUGGCCGUUCACCGACGGAUGCACGUGCACACCGGAGCGGAUGGCUGCUGCAGGCUUCAUUCACUGCCCCACAACAAACAGCCCAGAUGUUGCUCAGUGUUUCUUUUGUCUGAAAGAACUGGAAGGUUGGGAGCCUGAGGAUGAUCCUAUGGAGGAACACAAGAAACACUCCUCAGCAUGUUGUUUUCUCAGCCUUAAGAAGAAAGUAGAAGAUCUGACAUUGAGUGAAUUUCUUAAACUGGACAAGGAGAGAGCCAAAUGUAAGAUGCAAAAGAAAAUGAACCAGCAGAUUGAAGUAUUCCAGGCAGCAGCAAAGGCCGUACGGGAUAACUUGGAGAAGCUGUAUGCAGACGUUGACUGAGUGUUUAUUUGGGCUGUUUAUUUUUGUAUAUAUGUGUUUGUUUAGGUUGAAUAUAUUUUAAUGUGGUCGUUGCGGGUGUUGUUGGUACCUGCUUGUACAAAGGUUGUGCAAUUUCUUUUUCUUUCCCUUUUUUUUUUUUUUUUUUUUUGUAUUUAAGAUUUCUACUUUAUUCUUUUAAGUAAAAUAAAUGGCUUGUUCUUGUUUUAAA
This is a messenger RNA of Bombina bombina (fire-bellied toad), 719 nucleotides long. It is a transcript of the gene BIRC5, whose product is annotated as baculoviral IAP repeat containing 5. NCBI's taxonomy places the organism in Eukaryota, Metazoa, Chordata, Amphibia, Anura, Bombinatoridae. The transcript has 4 exons. Bases 41 to 511 code for a protein of 156 amino acids. The record is from RefSeq and is a predicted model, not a curated record.